CGGAUCCUUGUCCUAUAUCAUGUUUUGCCUGUUUCCCUGAGUGAGAUGUGCCUCGUGCUGUUCCCUGUUGUUUGGAAGUCAUCAUUAAAUUCAUUCAUCUUCAUCUUUCCUGGGUUCCUGCGUCCUCUCCUCUCCUCACCUCAACCACCAUACAAUUCAUGACACACAACAGGAGCAACAUGGCGGCGUCCAGUAACGCGGAGCCCUCUCCGGAGAUAACGACACCAUUAAAGAUACCGAAAACCGAGGUGCCAUCUCCCGAGUCCGAGGACUUGAGCGACAGCAUCCAAUACCACUCCAAUCCUUCGACACCGAACCGCUUCUCGCCUCUGAACGUGGGUUCUGGAACCGCGGGGCGGACGGCGGCCUCAUCCUCCUCUAACAGCUUCACCGCCUGCCGGGGGAUGUCAUGGACGCCGUCCGAGACAAACGCCCUCAUCGCGGUGUGGGGCAACGAGAGGCUCACGGAGGCGCGGAUGCAGCAGCUGGAGGUCGCGGGCACCGUGUUCUCCGGGAAGCCGCCCGGUCCUGCCAUGUACGAGCGAGUUUCCAGAGCGCUGUCGGACCUGGGGUACGAGAGAACCCCGUCCCAGUGCAGGGAGAGGAUGAAGACACUUAGGCGCUGCUACAGCCGAGUGAAGGAGCAUGGGAUCGGGAAGAGAAAGAGCAGCUACACCUUGGAGCAGCUGGAGAAGGUGUUCGGUCAGGGAGGCUGGGACUCUCAGAGCUGUGCCCCGGUGCUGAUCAACAGCAGCGGGUUGUAUCAGGAGAUGGAGUCUGACGGCAGCACGCUGGAGGACUUCUCCCAGGAGGACUGGUGCAACCAGGUGCUGGACUCGGCCUUCCAGGAGGGAGACAUGGACACCGAAGACCUACAGGUGCCUAAAAGCAGAGCUCUACAGAUUCAAGCAGAAUUGUCUGAAUUAACCCAGAAAAGGGAGACGAUGCAGACGGUGAUCCGCAUCCUGGAGUCGGUGCAGCUAAACUGGGAGCAUUUCCAGACGUGGACCGAGUUCUCCCGGCUGCACCUGUCCAACAAGCUGGCCAUCUUUGGCGUGGGCUACAACACGCGCUGGCGCGACGACGUACGCUAUCACUACGCCGAGAUCAGCUCGCAGGUGCCGCUGGGCAAGCGGCUCCGGGAGUACUUCAACCCGGAGAAGCCCGAGGGCCGGGUCAUCAUGACCAAGGUCCAGAAGAUGAACUGGAAGAACGUCUACUACAAGUUCCUGGACAUCACCAUCAGCGAGGCGCGCUGCCUGGAGCUCCACAUGGAGGUGGACUGGAUCCCCGUGUCACGGCCGCCGCUGGCGAGCAGCAAAGGCUUGUCCCACUACCUCCUGCCCGGUUUCGUCCCCAAGACGCACGGCCUGUACGCCAUCGGCUGCGAGGCGCUGCCAGCCUGCGACGCCGCCUGCACGCCGCCUCCUCAGACCAACAAUGAGGAGGAGAACGACAGAAGCUCGCCCCAGCGGGAGGCGGCAAAUGGGUCGGAGCGCGGCGUCAGGACUGGGCCUGCCGUCACUUACUGCUACCUGGGCGUCGCCGAGGACAGGACCAUCCAGCAGUGCCUCUCCCAGCACUUUCAGGGACCCGGGAAGCACUGCGCCUACGGGGAGCCGUCCGGCGUGACCCGCUUCCUGCAGGAGAACGGCGGCGCCAGGACGGAUCAGCACGACAGAGACUCGCCGCAGCGCUGCGCCGUUUACGUGAAAUUCAUCGAGGUGGAGCUGGACUUCCUCUCGGCGGGCUCCCUGGUGGAAUGCUUGGAAACGGCCGUCGGUUACUCCCUAAGGUUCAACAACAAGGAAACGUCGUAACCACCACCCCGACGGUUUUACAGAUGACUCUGCAGCUCUGGUGGUGGCAGCAUCAUGCUGCUCUUCUGGUUAAGCAGCUUAAAAAAAAAAUUAAAGAAAAGGUUAAUUCUUUUUGCCUCUGGCUGUCAUGAAAACAAGCGUUUGACAUGUAAAGUUCAUUUGUCGCUGAGAGAUGUAUUUAUGUACGCGUCACCAGUUAAAAGCUGCCCCACCGUAAUAAGCUCAUGAAGUUAUUCAGAAUACUAAAAUCCUUCAGUUUCGAUGCAGAGUUUCAUCAGAGUUCAAGUGUUCGAGCUGACAGAGUUUCUAAACGAACAACAGUUCCUGCCUCAGUAUGAUCUGCAGCACUGACGACGCUUACUAUUGAAUAUUGUGCACUAGGAUUCUCCAGCUGCUUGUUAGGUUUUACGUGACAUGUCCGAUCAGGGAGAGCAGGGCUGGAGGUGUGUGUGUGUGUGUGUGUGUGUGUGUGCGCGCGCGCGCGUGUGCGGGUAGGGGUUACGCUGCAGUAUGCAUCUGUCUACCUCAGUAGGAUGUAGCAAACCAAGCAGUGAGGGACCACAGCUGGAUGUAUUCAGAAACUGCCUUCACUUGGACUGUUGGUUUGAGUCCACAGAGCAUCUGUGGGUAGAGUCAUGCCUUAUGUUUUGCACAUGUGGCGGGUUUAGCAGCAAGAGAUGCUUCCACACAAACUACAGAACCGUGACUCCGCGGCCGGAUGGCGUGAGCCGACUGUAGGUCCGGACGAUGAAGCAGGAUUCAUUGUUUUUCCAAGACAAUGUCCAGCUCAGAUUAAGACGUUCGAUGUUUACGACGAUAACUGAUAACUUGUUACAGGCCAGGAUUCCAAUAACCAAUCUGUUCCCUGAGAGAGAAUAAAUGAUAAUAUUAAUAAUAAUUUAAAACAAAACAACUUCCUAAUGAAGUGUCUCUGACGGAUCGUUAUGCAGCCUGGCUGCAAACAUCUGAAUCACAAAAUGAUCAGUUCACCCAUUUAACAAAUCACAGCCCCGUUCUUUAUCUGUACACUAGUCAUUCCAUUUCCAUGUGCUAAGCUAUUGUAAAUCAGUGUCGUUAUAAUAAAUUAAGGAGGUAAAUAAUGAUAAAACGGUCACAUGUCACAUUUAAACUCAUUUAAUUAGAUGUUUUGUGUUUCACAAUCGUUCCAUUUAGGAGUCUACUCACUGCAGUUUUCUGGCCGAUCACCGAUCUCUUAAAAAGUUUUACCUUUUCGAUAAGACUUUUUAUUGGUUUUUAGGCCAAAGCCAGUGUUUUUUGUCUGAAAUAUAGCAAGAAGGUGUCUGAGUUGGCAUCAAUGGGGUCACUGUUAACUGUGAACGUGCAGAUAUGAGCUGACCUGAGCAACAGAGGACAGUGGUUGAGUUUUAGACUUUUAGAUAAGAUCAGCUUCACAUAUAGUUAUCAGCCAAUCACAGAUCUCUCAAAAUGAAGGAAAUGGGGGAGGAUCCAUCGGUGCACCCGUAGAUCUACUGGGUGAGUUUUGCAUCCCAAUUUGUACAUUAGACCCCAAAUCAACCAUUAAAAAAUAAUAUAAGUUGUCAAAGGGAGUAUUAAAUAGAGGUGCACCAAGAAAUCUGACGUAUAUUUAGUGACUUCACGCAAAAAAAAUUGCCAGAAUUGGCAGGUCAGGCAUUUUAAAUAUCGGAGAUCGGCCAGAAAAUGCAAUCGAUACACUCCUUAUAUUAAACACAAAAUGACUAAAACAGUGCAGUAGUAGUAAAACUGCGCAUCCACAGCUGCAACUUGCAACUGUGGAUGAAGCUGGUUGAGAUGUUUCCUACAUUCCUAAUAAACCAAUUAAACAUGAGCACUCCACCAGGAAUAAUAUAUAUAUAUAUAUAUUGAAACUAUUUUAUCUAUUUAGAAUAUUAGUAAUCUGAUAGAUUAAAUUGUAAAAUCCUGAGAUUGUAUUGACUCUAUAGUAGAUAAACAUAAUAGUGAUCUCUGGAACCAUAAAAUGGUUAAACUAGUUCAAGUAGUUCAGAUUGAUCUCUUGAAGAAGUGGGCAGAAAUUAAAAGAACAUUUAAAUCCAAAACGAAGCCUGCCUGCCUGCCUGCCCACGUGGAGGCGCUGUUGGGUCAGAACUCGCAUCCAUUAGGGAACAGCUAAAUCCUCUCCUGCAUCAUUUCUUGUUGCUCUGAUGCACAUGAACCUGCUGGGAUUUGUUCACAGCUUAGUUUGCAGCAACUCAGACCCAUAGG
Molecule: messenger RNA, 4043 nt
Organism: Poecilia latipinna (sailfin molly)
Lineage: Eukaryota; Metazoa; Chordata; Actinopteri; Cyprinodontiformes; Poeciliidae
Gene: msantd2
Product: Myb/SANT DNA binding domain containing 2
Exons: 5
Coding region: 159-1820 (553 amino acids)
Source: RefSeq, a predicted model, not a curated record